This is a messenger RNA of Penicillium maclennaniae, 312 nucleotides long. RefSeq lists its product as uncharacterized. The record is from RefSeq and is a predicted model, not a curated record. Bases 1 to 312 code for a protein of 103 amino acids. Gene Ontology annotation, cellular component: endomembrane system. Lineage: Eukaryota; Fungi; Ascomycota; Eurotiomycetes; Eurotiales; Aspergillaceae. The transcript has a single exon. Gene Ontology annotation, molecular function: acyltransferase activity.
AUGCACUGGAGACGCUUCGCUAUUUCAGAUAUUCCUCUCGACGACCAAAAGGAGUUCGAGGCCUGGUUGAUCGCCCGAUGGGCGGAGAAAGACCAGCUCAUGGACCAUUAUUUUGGAACGGGCAGAUUUCCCUCCGAAUUGGCUGGUUCUAUUGAAGCCAAAUCAGCUACUCCGGAACAAAAACUCACAAUUUCAGCUGGCUAUAUCGAGUCUCAUGUUCGAUUGCACCACUGGGCGGAGCUUGGCAAAAUCUUCAUGGUUCUGGCUGGACUCGGGUGUCUGUGUCGUUUUAUGAACAGCUGGUUCGGCUGA